CGCAGGAGAAAAGAAAACCGUAUUGGGAACCAGAUGCAGGGCUUCUGGGCUGCCUGACACGUGGCACGCCACCGUCUCGCGCCACGUAACCCUUGCCCUUCACGGGCACUCUGCCUUCUCCUCCUCUCCAUCUAAUCUUGAAGAUAAUUUGUGCUCUCCCAGAAGCAGCAGAAGAAAUUAAGCAGAGAAGGCAGAAAUGGAGGUUCCAGUUGGGUUCAUUGCAAGGCUCUGGAGCUUCAUCUCCUUCCUCCCCUUCUUCUUCCUCCUCCUCCUCCUCGGAUUUCUCAAAGGGGCGAUCACCAGUCCAGUGGUUGGGGCCAUUAUCGGUGUAGGAAAUUCAGCAGUGGUGAUUGGGCUUUGGCCAGCACACUUCAUCUGGACUUGCUACUGUGUGGCCAAAACCAAAAAGCUUGGAUUGGGGCUGAAGGUGUCGCUGCUGGUGGUGCUGCUGCCAGUGCCUCUAGUGCUUUGGCCAGUUCUUGGAAUUGUGGGUAGCCUUUUGGUUGGCAUAGCAUAUGGGUUCUUAGCUCCUUUACUAGCAACCUUCCAUGCUGUUGGAGAGAAUGUCACUGACAAAUUCUUCCAUUGCUUUGUUGAUGGUUGUUGGUCCACAAUUGAGGGAGCAUGCACUGUGGUGAGAGAUUUUACAGAUUUUUGUUUCCACUCGUAUUUCUCCUAUAUGGAUGAAUUGAGCGAAGAGAAGCCUAUUGACAUAAAUGUUGCUAGGUUGGUGAAACUCCCAAGCUGUUUAUUGGUUAUCCUGCUUGGUGUUCUACUGGAUGUCCCGUUGAUUACAGCUGUUGCUCUGUGGAAAAGCCCUUACAUGCUGUUCAGAGGAUGGAAGAGGCUGCUGGAAGACUUAAUUGGAAGAGAAGGACCAUUCCUGGAGACAGUAUGUGUCCCAUUUGCUGCCCUUGCAAUCAUCUUAUGGCCUCUGGCUGUGGUCGGAGCUGUGAUAAGUGCUUUCUUCACCAGCUUCUUUCUUGGACUAUAUGGUGGAGCUAUUGUCCAGCAGGAAAACUCGCUUCUGAUGGGACUUGCAUAUAUUGUGGCAGUAGUUUCUCUGUUUGAUGAAUAUACUAAUGAUAUGCUUUAUUUGAGGGAGGGGUCCUGCUUUCCUAGGCCAAGAUAUCGCAGAAACACAAGGCCUGUUGACAUUCUGGAAAGAACAAAAUCAAUUGACAAUGAUGGAACUCAUCAAGAGAAUGUGGGAGAAGGUUCACCCAAUUUCAAGCUAGCCACAGAGCAAUCGAGGACAUUAAAAUGGACAAUCCAACAAUACAUACCAAUACAGAUAUGGGAUUGGCUGUUUAAAUCUUGUGAGGAAAAUGGUAGGAUACUGCUUUGUGAGGGUCUGCUUGAUGUCAAAGACUUGGAAGAAUGCAUUCUAAAGGGAAAAUGUAACAAGUUAGGCAUUAAACUACCGGCUUGGUCCCUUCUACAGUGUCUCCUGCUAUCAGCAAAGUCAGAUUCGUCCGGCUUGGUGAUUUCUGAUGGUGUGGAAUUGACGAGCGCUAACUGGCCAAAGGACAAAGUGUUUGAGUGGUUCAUUGGGCCGCUACUCAUAAUAAAGGAGCAAAUAAAGGGACUCCAAUUAGAUGAAAAUGAAGAAAUAUCCCUAAAAAGGAUGAUUAUGCAGUGCAAGAAUGAUAAGCCAGAAGAUUGGGAUGGUUUUCCGUCCAGUGACAAUGUCAGACGAGCACAAUUGCAAGCCGUUAUUCGGAGGCUGCAGGGAAUUGUUGGCUCCAUGUCUAGGAUGCCAACCUUCCCAAGGCGAUUCAGGAAUAUGGUGAAGGUGUUGUGCGCAGAAGUGAUACAGGCUGGUGUCGUAGCAAAUGAUGCGGGAGGAAAACAAAACACCAAAUAUGGUGACAGAAGCCUUCCCGGAGGUGGCAACAGGAAGAAUAGAGAGGCGACAGCAGAGAGGAGUGAGCAUGACCUGAACAAUGGGAGUAUGGUAUGACUGUUGGUUUUAAGGUUCUUGGUAAGAUGGUUUCAGAAACAGUUCUUUCCUUUCCUGUGGUUCAAAUUUUAGGAUGAAAAUAUUGCCUUGAGUUCGAAAGGGUGGUUAGUUUAUUUAAAGACCAUAUCUGUAAUCAGACACUCAACUUGGAUCAACGAUUAUGACCUAAAAAUUUGAUA
Molecule: messenger RNA, 2142 nt
Organism: Diospyros lotus (date-plum)
Lineage: Eukaryota; Viridiplantae; Streptophyta; Magnoliopsida; Ericales; Ebenaceae
Exons: 10
Coding region: 197-1963 (588 amino acids)
Biological process (GO): vegetative to reproductive phase transition of meristem
Source: RefSeq, a predicted model, not a curated record